Aaosphaeria arxii CBS 175.79 is the source of this 1731-nucleotide messenger RNA. Its product is annotated as saccharopine dehydrogenase. Gene Ontology annotation, molecular function: saccharopine dehydrogenase (NAD+, L-lysine-forming) activity. Gene Ontology annotation, cellular component: cytoplasm. The record is from RefSeq and is a predicted model, not a curated record. Bases 487 to 1650 code for a protein of 387 amino acids. Lineage: Eukaryota; Fungi; Ascomycota; Dothideomycetes; Pleosporales. The transcript is spliced from 2 exons.
CCGGAGUAAUUGCGAGGUAUCAACAGAUGAUCAGAUGGUCAAGGUUAGGUAGACAUUACCUGGUAUUUCACUAUGUUUAUUCGUAGAUUGAUUGAUUAUUUAAUUCCGAAGCUAAGUAGCUACGGAAUAACUAGAUGUCUACCAUCGAAAUACUACGUGUGUAGUCAGUAGUUAGUCACAUUCUCUCGUAGUUACUAUCAGUAUCAUCAUCGACAACGGCGGCGAUGGCGGAGGUGCUGGCGGUGGUGCUAUGUAGAGUCAUCAAUAUCAGCCUUUUCCCACUCAACACCAUCCCCUCCCUUCCUUUACUACUUAACCCUCAAUCCCUCAAUCCUCAAUCCAAUCCUCAAUCAUUCAACAUCUCUCAUAUCACAAAUCCUUCUCGCCGUACUUACUUGUUCAAUUGAACAUCUCUUACCGUUCCUCCUCCCCCACAUCCCCGCAAUCGCAGUUGCAACCGUAGUCGCAGUCGCAAUCGCAACCGCAAUGGCUCUCCCCACCCUCCACGCCCGCGCUGAGGCCAAGCUCUACGAGCACCGUUCUUGCCUCACUCCCACCACUGCCAAAGCUCUCAUCGAUGCAGGAUACCCGGUGCUGAUCGAGCGGAGCUCCAAGGAUCCAAACUUUUCGCGCAUUUUCAACGACAACGAAUAUGAAGCCGUGGGUGCUACCCUUAUCGACGAAGGCUCCUGGGAGACCGCCCCCACCGACCGCAUCAUCAUCGGCCUCAAGGAAUUGCCAGAUGGCGAUUCACCCCUCAAGCAUACAUUUAUCCACUUCGCACAUUGCUACAAGCAGCAAGGCGGAUGGGAGCAGGUCUUGGCUAGAUUCCCCCGCGGUGGAGGAACGCUCUACGACCUCGAGUUUCUACAGGAUUCUACGGGUAGGAGAGUAGCUGCCUUUGGCUACCACGCUGGCUUUGCUGGUGCUGCCCUGGCCAUCAAGACCUGGGCAUGGCAGUUGACCCAUCCCAACGGCGAACCUCUCCCUGGCAUCGAAUCAUUCACGGACGGGCGCGGAUAUUACAACAACGAAGAUGAGUUGAUCGCACAGCUUAAGGACGAUGUCGCGGCCGGUGAGAAGGUCGCUGGACACAGGCCCACCAGUCUCGUGUUGGGCGCUCUGGGACGCUGCGGUUCUGGUGCCGUCGACCUGCUUGAGAAGGUUGGCUGUGCAGAGAUCAAGAAAUGGGAUCUCGCCGAGACGUCUGAACGAUCAGGUCCCUAUGCCGAGAUCAUCGAGUCUGACAUCUUCGUGAAUUGCAUCUACCUGUCCAAGCCUAUCCCUCCUUUUGUAGACUUGGAGAGCCUCAAGUCGCCGAACCGCAAGCUUAGUGUGGUGUGCGACGUGAGUUGCGAUACCACGAACCCCCACAACCCCAUCCCCAUCUACAACAUCAAUACCACUUUCGACAAGCCUACCGUCGAGGUGCCCGUAGAGGGCAAUGGACCUAGACUAGCCGUCAUUUCCAUUGAUCACCUUCCCUCUGCCCUUCCCCGAGAAUCAUCAGAGGCAUUUAGUUCCAAUCUCCUUCCCAGCCUACUUGCGCUGAAGGACAGACAGAGCACACCUGUCUGGCAGGGUGCCGAGAAGCUCUUCAAGGACAAGGCCGCAACCCUUCCAGGCGGUGUCCCCGCCAAGGAAGUCUAAUUGCCAACAUGCUGCCGUGCUGACCGCAGAUGGUGGCAUGUAUUUGACUAUCGAGCGCUGUCUAGAACUACCUUUGGAAAA